Messenger RNA from Chlorella variabilis, 864 nucleotides. RefSeq lists its product as hypothetical. The annotation marks the transcript as partial. NCBI's taxonomy places the organism in Eukaryota, Viridiplantae, Chlorophyta, Trebouxiophyceae, Chlorellales, Chlorellaceae. The transcript is spliced from 2 exons. The record is from RefSeq and is a predicted model, not a curated record.
CGAAUCGAUCGAACAAGCGUUGUUUCAGGAGCAAAUAACGGGAUAGGGUUGGAGGUGGCGGCAGGGCUUCGAGGCGCAGGGCACCACGUGAUCAUGGCCUGUCGCAGCUUGCAGCGCUGCGAGGCGGCCAAGGCCAGCCUGGAUGCCCGCCGCCUGCCCGGCUCCUGCGAAUGCCGCCUCCUCGAUCUCGACGACUAUGUCUCCAUCAGGCACUUUGCUGCUGAGCUGCAAGCAUCAGCUCCAUCCACAGAGCUGGCUUGCCUGGUGAACAACGCGGGCGUGAUGGGGCUGCCGCCAGGACCGGAUGGCAGCUGCUCACACUGGCGCCCCAACCACCUGGGCCCCUACCUGCUCACCCGUCUGCUGCUGCCGCUGAUGGCGCCGGGGGGUCGCGUCGUGACUGUGGCCAGCGAGGCACACCACCGCGGCAGCCUGCGCAUCGCCCGUGACGAGCGCACCGGGCGGCGGCAGCUGGACAGUAGCGGCAGCGGCAGCUGGUAUGCCCACUACGCCUGCUCCAAGCUGUGCAACGUGCUGAUGACGGCUGAGCUGUCGCGGCGGCUGCAGCAGCGCCACAGCACCGUCACCUGCUCCUCCGUGAGCCCCGGCCGCGUCAACACCGGCAUCUUUGGCAACGUGCCAGGAGCGCUGCAGUCGCCGCUGCGCUGGCUGGCCGCCUCCUGCUUCCAGACGGCGGCGCAGGGCGCCAGCACGCCGCUGUACGCCGCUCUGUCGCCAGAGCUGGAAGGAAGGCACGAGCUGUAUCUGCACGCCCUGCAGCCAAGGCGUGCCUCGGCGGCAGCUCGCGAUCCAGCGCUUGCGGCAGAGCUGUGGCAGCUGAGCGGCGAGCAGGUGGGGCUGGCG